Diachasmimorpha longicaudata is the source of this 2101-nucleotide messenger RNA. RefSeq lists its product as uncharacterized. Bases 50 to 697 code for a protein of 215 amino acids. The record is from RefSeq and is a predicted model, not a curated record. The transcript is spliced from 2 exons. Lineage: Eukaryota; Metazoa; Arthropoda; Insecta; Hymenoptera; Braconidae.
UAUUGAUUUAAAAAAAUGUGUGGGGCAAGGCUAUGAUGGAGCCAGUGUGAUGAGUGGUGUGUACAAUGGUGUACAAAAACAUAUCAAGGAUAUUCAGCCUAACGCAGAGUACGUACAUUGUGCCACUCAUAAUUUGAAUUUGGUCAUAAAUGAUGCCGUUAGCAGUUGUGUGGAAAUACAGAUUUUUUUCGCAACGUUGCAAGAUUUAUAUAACUUUUUCGGAAACAGCAUCAAACGUUGGGAUCUACUGUCAAAAUUCACUGGCGAAUCGGGGACCACUCUAAAAAAACUAAAUCCGACUAGAUGGUCCAGUAGGGUCAAUACGAUAUCUGCAAUAAAACUUCGUUAUUUUGAUAUUAUCAAAGCAUUAACAGAAAUAGUUCUAAAGAGUCCUAAUAAAGAUGAGCGUAGUGAAGCAGAGAGUAUUAAAACGAAAAUGCUAAAUUUCGAGUUCGUGUUGCUUUGUGAAUUCAUGCACAGUGUAUUGAACGACAUCAAUUAUGCAUCCAAAACUUUACAAAAAUGCGACAUCAAUUUGGGCGAGGCGAGUAAAGUUUUAGCAGAGAUCAAAGCAAAGUUGCAAAUUUAUAGGAAUGAUUUCGAAUUAUUCAAGUGCAAAGCCAGUGAAACUGCAAGAAAAUAUGGUAUUGUUACCCAUUUUCAAGAAAAAAGGCAAAGAAAAGUUAAAAAACUGUAAGGAAUUUUUCAAGAAUUCCUUAAAACAUCCCGGGAUCCAAAGAAAAUAUCCAGAGGGGGGUGAGUACGUCGAGAGAGAGAGAGAGCGAGAGAGGCUUAGGUAUAAAUUCGGGUUAAGAAAUAGAGCAUUAGGGUGAGCGGGAGGAAUAACUCCCCAGGUCAUGCGGGUAAAAACCCGAAAAUUAGAUAAGAAGGAGUGAUAGAAGUUCGUGGGAUCGGAAAUAUUAGGGACGCGGGGACCAAGGGGAAUUUCCGGUUAUGAGCCAAAUUUACCGAGCUACGUGGAAUUCCCUGAGGAUCACUCCCCCCGUUUAGAUUUUUUUGGAUACGUGUAGGAGUAUGAAAAAUACCGCUCGAUUUAGGGAUCAAGAGGGAGGGGGAGAUACGUUUUGGGUUUAGGGUGGCAGACCUAGGGGCCUAGAGCAGCCCUAGUAACCCCUAGGAUAGCCAAAAGGCUGAAUAUUAAAUAAAUAAUGAAAAGUUAGGUUUAGGGUAAAAUUUAGGGUUCCCACUUUCCUCUGAUCCUCGAGAAAACAACCAGAAGGAUCUAAUCGCGUUCCGUGGACAGAAUGUUUAAGAAUAAAGAGAAAAAUAAUAAUAAAGAAUCAUCUCCCGAUCCAGAGAUGCUAGGAGGGUAGAGUAACCCCAUUUGAAUUUCGAAUGCGGUUGGCGCGCGUGCCUCCGGUUGACACGGAGACGCCAGCGCCAUUACUGCCGAGUGCGACCGCAACUCGCCUAUUGCGAUUAUUCCAUUGUCGGAAACACGUGUGACGGACACUAAAUAUCGAGGUGCAAUUAUAAGUAAAAUUCGAGUGCAAUCAGGUAGUGAAAGCUUCUAGUCGACGCAACAUCCAGUUAAGAAGACACCCUGGAGGCCAAAAGCAACAAGUUUUGCCCGAGAAAUAAGAUCAGGGAGGUUAUCCGUUGGAUUUUUGCCGGUCGUAGCCGGUCAACAAUAGAACACGUGGGUAACGAGCCACAGUUUUAGGGGUUUUGUUAUUUUCUUUUGUGGAUGAAAGUGCGACGAACCACCUCCAUCCGGACGACGCCCUCUCUCCACAACCUACCCCCUGAGCAGCGCGGGCAUUCAAGGUCUUCCCAUGGAUUCGUAAGCAAAGCUAUGUGUUUUUUUAGUUUUGUGAAUUUUGGUUUACGUUAAGAAUAAGUUUAUUGAGACUCCGGUUUGUCGUCCCCGGUAAAAAGGACGGCUGGCGCCCAACAAAUGUUGCUUACGAAUCCAGGGGAAAGGGCAGUUAACGGGUUUUUCUCAACCCCGAGGAAAAAUCUCGUUACAAAACAUUUUGAUGAAUUAGCUGCUGAUCACCGAUUUCCAAACCGAGAAAAAAAAUUUAAAAUUGAGAUUUUCAAUAAUGUACUAGACACAAUAAUAUCUCAAUUAGAUACA